GCGACUGAGAGAGAGAGAGAGAGAGAGAGAGAGAGCGCUUUGGUUUCAUAAAAGAAACGAAAAAAGAGGGAGGCGGAGGAUUUAGGGGUUUGAUUUCAUCAGUGAGUGAAUGGUUGGAUUUAGCGAAGCGAUGGCGGAGGAAGUGAAGGCGGAGUCCUUUAUGGAUAAGAUCGAGGAGAAGAUCCACGGCCAACACGACUCGCCGCCGGCGCCGGAAGCCGUGCACCACGAGAAGAGCGGCGGCGGCGGUUCUCCGAGGUCGUUGAAGGACAAGGUCUUCAGGCUCUUCGGCAGGGAGAGGUCCGUGCAUCAUGUCUUUGGUGGCGGAAAGUUGGCUGAUAUUUUCUUGUGGAGGGAUAAGAAGCUGUCGGGAGGUAUUCUCGGUGGAGCGACGGUGAUGUGGUUUCUGUUUGAGCUGCUCGAGUACCACCUGCUCACUUUGGUCGCCCACGUCCUGAUUGUUGCGAUAGCAGCAUUCUUCUUGUGGUCCAAUGCUUUAACCAUCAUUAAAAAGUCUCCCCCCAAGAUUCCUGAGAUUCAAAUUCCUGAGAAGCCGUUUCUUCAGAUUGUAUCGGCACUUACAUUUGAGGUCAACCGGGGUCUUGUUGUCAUCAGGGAUAUAGCUUCAGGGAAGGAUUUGAAGCAGUUCCUAUCUGUGAUUGCUGGUCUAUGGGUUGUGUCUAUUUUGGGAAAAUCUUUUAACUUCUUGACCCUGGCUUACAUAGCAAUCGUAUUGCUGUUCUCAGUGCCCGUGUUCUAUGAGAAAUAUGAUCACAAGAUUGACCCACUGGCGGAGAAGGCCAUGUUUGAAAUCAAGAAGCAGUACGCUGUAUUUGAUGCAAAGGUGUUAAGUAAGAUUCCAAGAGGGGCAUUGAAGGGCAAGAAGAUGAUUUAGGCUGGUUCGGUGCAGCUGGUUCUACUUGCUGAUAUAUAUUUGGACUUUGGUAGAUGUGUUUUGCUGGGGUUUGUGAAAGUUCAUCCAUGAUCGGCUAGGAUCUUUGCUCCUUAUAUCCUCCUUCAGUCGUGUUAGAAUUUGUCGAUUUUUCCCUACUUGUUUUAUACACGAUAUUUGGGUACCAUGUUCAUGGAUGUUCUUCUAUUAGAGACCCGGUAAUCGUAUUUGUGGUAUUCAUGUUAGUACAUUUCCUAUUAAUGAGUAUCCUGUAUAUUGGGUUAA
Argentina anserina (silverweed cinquefoil) is the source of this 1177-nucleotide messenger RNA. Its product is annotated as reticulon-like protein B2. The transcript has 5 exons. The record is from RefSeq and is a predicted model, not a curated record. Bases 110 to 895 code for a protein of 261 amino acids. NCBI's taxonomy places the organism in Eukaryota, Viridiplantae, Streptophyta, Magnoliopsida, Rosales, Rosaceae.